This is a messenger RNA of Clonostachys solani, 1608 nucleotides long. NCBI's taxonomy places the organism in Eukaryota, Fungi, Ascomycota, Sordariomycetes, Hypocreales, Bionectriaceae. The record is from the annotation of a GenBank genome assembly.
AUGGGCACGAUCGUCAAGAUUCUGCGGCGCGUCAUCCGCAAUGAUGCGAUGAAGGAGGACCCCGAUGAAAUCUACGGAUGGAGGGUCUUCGCGCUCGUAUUUGCCGCUUGCUUCGGAGGAAUGCUCUUUGGUUGGGACACCGGUGCCAUCAGCGGCGUCCUCCAAAUGAAAGCAACCCAGGAGAAGUUUGGCUAUGCGGGCUGGUCCAAGGCUGACCGGUCAUUGAUGGAGCAGAACAUUGUGUCGACUCUUCAGGCUGGGUGCUUCCUCGGCUGCAUCAUUACCGGCUUCCUGGCUGACAGGUUCGGUCGCCGUCUUUGUCUCAUGGCUGCCGGCUGUCUCACGGUCGUUGGUGUCGUUUUCCAGACUGCUUCUGCUGCCAAUGGCACCAUCGGUGUCAUGUACACCGGACGCUUCAUUGCUGGUGUGGGUGUUGGCUCUGCUUCCACUCUCACACCUCUCUAUGUCUCCGAAUGUGCGCCCCGAGCCAUUCGUGGUGCUUUGACUGCUUUCUAUCAGCUAUUCAAUGUUACUGGUAUCAUGAUCUCGUUUUGGAUUAACUACGGCUGUCUUUUGCAUGUAUCUGCACCGGCUGUCUAUAUUAUUCCUUUGAUCCUGCAAGCGACUCCUGCCCUCCUUCUCAUCCUCGGAAUGUUUCUGUCCCCUGAAAGCCCUCGCUGGUGUGCUCGUAAAGACGAUUGGGAGAAAGCAGAGACUAUUCUUGUUAGCCUACGCGGAAUGCCAAGUGAUUCUGAAUACGUUCGAAACGAAAUCAAGGAGAUGUCGGAUCAGCUCGAGACCGAAAGGCGCCUAACAGGAGACGCUGGCGCAAAGGUGCUGUUCAAAGAGAUGACGACCAUCCCUGCCAACCGAAAGCGAACUUUGAUCUCGGUUGCUCUGAUGAUCUGCCAGCAAAUGACUGGAGUUAACUCUAUUAACUACUACGCCCCCCAGAUCUUCACCAACCUUGGAAUGACUGGCACAGACAGUUCCCUCUUUGCUACUGGAGUCUACGGCGUCGUGAAGGUUGCAGGUUGCGCCGUCUUCCUCAUAUUCAUUGCCGACUCUCUCGGUCGCCGCCGAAGUCUCAUUUGGACCAGUGGUGCUCAGGGUCUCGUCAUGUACCUCAUUGGAAUCUACGGCCGAGUUGAGCCUCCUGUGGUAGGCAAGCCCGUCUCCUCCUUCGGUUAUGUGGCCAUCACCUGUAUCUACCUCUGGGCAGCGCUGUUCCAAUUCGGUUGGGGCCCAGUUUGCUGGAUUCUCAUUUCUGAGAUUCCUACCGCUCGACUUCGAGCUCCCAACGUCGCCCUCGGUGCCGCUACUCAGUGGCUGUUCAAUUUCGUCAUUGCCAGAACUGUUCUCACCAUGCAAAAUACCAUGGGCACUGCUGGGUAUGGUAUGUUCUUCAUGUUCGGAAGUUUCGACUUCAUCAUGGGCACAUUCGUCUACUUCUUCGUCCCCGAAACCAAAGGCCUCACCCUCGAGAAGAUGGACGAGCUGUUCGGCGUGCCAGAGCAGGCCAAGAAACUGGACGAGGAGCCCGAGGUGGGACGGAUUGAGGACAACCGCGUCGAGACGAUCGAGGAUGAUGGACCAAAGAAGAAGUAA